GAGGCUUUCUGGGAGAACUUGUGGGGAGUGCUUUUUGCUUUUUGUGACCCUAAUCUGAAGUUACUUAUCGGAACCAGUCUCUGAUUCCAGUCCCCACAGGCUACAUUUCCCCUCCCAGUUUACAGGAAACCCCACCCAAGGCCUUUAUAUUGUGGUUUGGGAUUGUGUAAGGUUCAGGAGAGCCCUUGGAGGAGAAAAAGACUUCCCCUUCCUCACCAGCAUUUCACCUUUGGGGGCAUGGCACUAACUCCCUGUGCCUCCUCCCUUCUUCACCCAAAGCGCUAUGUGACUGUUGAUCUUUCACCCUUGGGUGAGACAGAGAAGGUAUCCCUAAAAAUACAAGCAGCCUGUGUAUGCUUAGGAUGUUGUGUGAGGGGGCAGGGUGCGGGGUAGGGCAGAGGAAUAUCCCUGUCCUGGCUAUGAGGGGGUUACGAUGUGACGCCUAUUAGGGUAAGCUAAAGAUCGUCAUAUUAAUAACCGUUAGUUAAUGUAGAUUAACAUUUCUUUCUUCAUCUCUUUUCCUUCUUUCUCCUGCGUCCUCUCCCUUUCUCACUGUCUUCAUUCCCUGUCAUGAUCUGUUUCAGGGAAGCUCACUCCACCCAUGUCUUCAGCCCCACCAGUCUUCCCUCCCGAGCCUGGAAGCCCUGUACCCUCCUGGUCUCAUCUGGUCACAGCAAGUUAGAGGUGGAAAGAACUCAGCACGGGGCCCUUCUGUUUACCCAUAUACUGUCCAUAGCCAGCAGUGAUGCCCAAACACUAGCCAGCCUUCCACGCUACAUUCCUUUUCCAAGACUUUUCUGGGUUAGUUUGCUUUCCAGCCCAAUGAUUUUCUUAUUGGACGGGCCCCUCUUUCGCAUCCCAAGCCUGGCUUAGGCAAGUCCCUGAAGUCAGUAAACACCUUCAUUGCCCCUCAGCUGACUCCCUUUUGACCAUGGAACACCAUCAGCCUGAGCAUCCAGCCCCUGGUAAGGCCGGGACUGCAGAAGCAGUCAUCCCUGAAAACCACGAGGUCCCGGGAGGCCUGGAUGAUCACCCUCAGGACACGGAUACGAGAGAUGCUGAUGGGGAGGCUGGAGAACAGGAGCCAGCAGACCAAGCUUCGCUGCCUGGCCAGUGUGGGGACAACUUUGAGUCCCCUACACCUGAAGCUAGCUCAAGUCCCCCAGAGCCAACCCUUGGGACAGUGCCUGAAGUAGAGCCAACGAGGGCAUGCUCCAUGCCCCAGGAGCUUCCUCAGUCCCCCAGGACCCGGCAGCCUGAGCCAGAUUUCUACUGUGUCAAGUGGAUCCCUUGGAAAGGAGAACGGACACCCAUCAUCACCCAGAGCACCAACGGCCCUUGCCCUCUCCUUGCCAUCAUGAACAUCCUCUUUCUUCAGUGGAAGGUGAAGCUCCCCCCGCAGAAGGAGGUGAUCACAUCGGAUGAGCUCAUGGCCCAUCUUGGAAACUGCCUCCUGUCCAUCAAGCCCCAGGAGAAGUCAGAGGGACUUCAGCUUAAUUUUCAGCAGAAUGUGGAUGAUGCAAUGACAGUGCUGCCUAAACUGGCCACAGGUCUGGAUGUCAAUGUGAGGUUCACAGGCGUCUCCGAUUUUGAGUAUACACCCGAGUGCAGUGUCUUUGACCUCCUAGGCAUACCUCUGUACCAUGGCUGGCUUGUUGAUCCUCAGAGUCCUGAGGCUGUGCGUGCGGUUGGGAAGCUGAGUUACAACCAGCUGGUGGAGAAGAUCAUCACCUGCAAACACUCCAGUGACACCAACCUCGUGACAGAAGGCCUGAUUGCGGAGCAGUUCCUGGAGACCACGGCAGCCCAGCUGACCUACCACGGGCUGUGUGAGCUGACCGCAGCUGCUAAGGAGGGAGAACUUAGCGUCUUUUUCCGAAACAACCACUUUAGCACCAUGACUAAGCACAAGAGUCACUUGUACCUACUGGUCACUGACCAGGGCUUUCUACAGGAGGAGCAAGUCGUAUGGGAGAGCCUGCACAAUGUGGAUGGAGACAGCUGCUUCUGUGACUCCGACUUUCACCUGAGUCAUUCCCUGGGCAAGGGGCCUGGAGCAGAAGGUGGGAGUGGCUCCCCAGAAAAGCAGCUGCAGGUAGACCAGGACUACCUGAUUGCUCUGUCCCUGCAGCAGCAGCAGCCACAAGGCGCGCUGGGGCUGACCGACCUGGAGCUGGCCCAGCAGCUUCAGCAGGAGGAAUAUCAGCAGCAGCAGACAGCACAGCCAGUGUGGACGCGGGCGCGGACCCUGUCACCGCAGGGGAGAGGAGCCACAUCUGGACGCCCAGCUGGGGAGCGUCGGCAGAGGCCGAAGCACGAGUCAGACUGCAUUCUGCUUUAGGUCCGCCCCAGUGCCAGGCUGGCCUGCCCCUUCUUCCAGAGGCUAUGGCUAGUUGGCUUGUUCCCCCGCCUCUACCCUUGAGAUGUGCAGGAUAACUUAUUUAUGGACUGUUGGGGAUCAGAGCAGGCGACAAAUGCAAAGGUCAGACUUGGUAAUGUUCUUGACCUCAUGCUGCUGCCUUCUCUGCAUCCCACCCGGGGUAACACUGGGACUGAUGGGCUUCUGGUUCUCAAUGUCCAGUCCCUGAAUAGUCACACAUAUAUACAGACUGAGGCUCUGGGGAGGUCUCUAUCUGGAAUGCAUCUCUCCUGCGUCCCAUCCCUGCUGCCUGGAUGCUCCUGGCCACCCAGCCAGGCCUGUCUCCAGUUGUUUCAAGACUUAAUUUGGGUUUCUAUCUCUGUUAUUUGUAAUGCCUUCCUGGGGUUUGGAAAUAAAAUUUCUGGCCAGGUGCGGUG
Molecule: messenger RNA, 2796 nt
Organism: Sapajus apella (tufted capuchin)
Lineage: Eukaryota; Metazoa; Chordata; Mammalia; Primates; Cebidae
Gene: MINDY1
Product: MINDY lysine 48 deubiquitinase 1
Exons: 9
Coding region: 932-2341 (469 amino acids)
Biological process (GO): protein K48-linked deubiquitination
Cellular component (GO): cytosol; cell periphery
Molecular function (GO): cysteine-type deubiquitinase activity; K48-linked deubiquitinase activity; cysteine-type carboxypeptidase activity
Source: RefSeq, a predicted model, not a curated record